Messenger RNA from Ylistrum balloti, 1506 nucleotides. RefSeq names its product proline-rich protein 36-like. The coding region runs from base 1 to 1506 and encodes 501 amino acids. NCBI's taxonomy places the organism in Eukaryota, Metazoa, Mollusca, Bivalvia, Pectinida, Pectinidae. The transcript has a single exon. The record is from RefSeq and is a predicted model, not a curated record.
AUGGGAAAACCAUCGGUAGAGCUAUCGGCCCCUCAUCCUUUGUCAGAAUCUAUGGUAAAACUAUCGGCCCCUCAUCCUUUGUCAGAACCUAUGGUGGACCUAUCGGCCCCUCAUCCUUUGUCAGAAUCUACGGUGGAGCUAUCAGCACCUCAUCCUUUGUCAGAACCUACGGUAGAACUAUCGGCCCCUCAUCCUUUGUCAGAACCUAUGGUGGAGCUAUCAGCCCCUCAUCCUUUGUCAGAACCUAUGGUAGAACUAUCGGCCCCUCAUCCUUUGUCAGAACCUAUGGUGGACCUAUCGGCCCCACAUCCUUUGUCAGAACCUACGGUAGAGCUAUCGGCCCCUCAUCCUUUGUCAGAACCUACGAUAGAGCUAUCGACCACUCAUCCUUUGUCAGAACCUACGGUGGAGCUAUCAGCCCCUCAUCCUUUGUCAGAACCUAUGGUGGACCUAUCGGCCCCACAUCUUUUGUCAGAACCUACGGUAGAGCUAUCGGCCCCUGGUCCUUUGUCAGAACCAACGGUGGAGCUAUCGGCGCCUCAUUCUUUUUCAGAACCUAUGGUGGACCUAUCGGCCCCAUAUCCCUUGUCAGAACCUACGGUAGAGCUAUCGGCCCCUCGUCCUUUGUCAGAACCUACGGUGGAGCUAUCGGCCCCACAUCCUUUGUCAGAACCUACGGUAGAGCUAUCGGCCCCUCAUCCUUUGUCAGAAUCUAUUGUAGAGCUAUCGGCCCCAUAUCCUUUGUCAGAACCUAUGGUGGACCUAUCGGCCCCACAUACUUUGUCAGAAGAACCUAUCCUUUGUAGAGCUAUCGGCCCCUCAUCCUUUGUCAGAACCUACGGUGGAGCUAUCAGCCCCUCAUCCUUUGUCAGAACCUAUGGUGGACCUAUCGGCCCCACAUCCUUUGUCAGAACCUACGGUAGAGCUAUCGGCCCUUCGUCCUUUGUCAGAACCUACGGUGGAGCUAUCAGCCCCUCAUCCUUUGUCAGAACCUAUGGUGGACCUAUCGGCCCCACAUCCUUUGUCAGAACCUACGGUAGAGCUAUCGGCCCCUGGUCCUUUGUCAGAACCAACGGUGGAGCUAUCGGCCCCUCAUCCUUUGUCAGAACCUAUGGUGGACCUAUCGGCCCCAUAUCCUUGUCAGAACCUACGGUAGAGCUAUCGGCCCCUCGUCCUUUGUCAGAACCUACGGUGGAGCUAUCGGCCCCACAUCCUUUGUCAGAACCUACGGUAGAGCUAUCGGCCCCUCAUCCUUUGUCAGAAUCUAUUGUAGAGCUAUCGGCCCCAUAUCCUUUGUCAGAACCUAUGGUGGACCUAUCGGCCCCACAUACUUUGUCAGAACCUACGGUAGAGCUAUCGGCCCCUCAUCCUUUGUCAGAACCUACGGUGGAGCUAUCGGCGCCUCAUCCUUUGUCAGAACCUACGGUAGAGUUAUCGACCCCUUAUCUUUGUCAGAACCUACGGUGGAGCUAUCGGCCCCACAUCCUUUGUCAGAACCUACGGUAG